Messenger RNA from Fusarium sp. VM40, 477 nucleotides. The record is from the annotation of a GenBank genome assembly. Lineage: Eukaryota; Fungi; Ascomycota; Sordariomycetes; Hypocreales; Nectriaceae.
AUGGCUUGGGGCCUGGAGGUCAGAACGCCUUGCUGGAUAGCAGCCGGUGACGUUGAGAUGCACAGACUGAGCGUCACCCCUCGUCGAGCUACCCCCAAAUACUUCCAGAUCCCGGACAAGAUCGACGUCCCGAGAGCAAUAUACGAAGACCUUCUCGAGGAUGUUCGAGAAGGUCUUGAGGAUAUCUUUGAUCACCCUGGCUCCCGUGCACCCUUCAUACCAGGGUACCAAGAUCGUGCUGAUGCCAUCGCGCGCGCAAGGCUGUUGCGCGAACACGGUCUAAAAAGCUCGAAUAUCAUGAUGGUGCAUCUCAGUCCGCCGUCUGGUAUCAUCUCUCAUACGGAGUUGAAUAUUUAUGCGCACAAGGUUGCGUAUAAUGGAGAGGGAUUGAGGGCGACGAAGAAGAAGAUUUAUGUGAUCUGUGAGCCUUUCACAAAGAGAAACAUUGAGCGAGUCGAGACAGUUCAGUUUGAAUAA